Messenger RNA from Sesamum indicum (sesame), 1248 nucleotides. RefSeq names its product Plastid-lipid associated protein PAP / fibrillin family protein (gene FIB4). NCBI's taxonomy places the organism in Eukaryota, Viridiplantae, Streptophyta, Magnoliopsida, Lamiales, Pedaliaceae. The record is from RefSeq and is a predicted model, not a curated record.
UCACAGAAAUUUUCUUGUCCCACAUCAUCAUUUGAACCGACGUUGCAUUCUUCCCAUCCAUCACUUAAAAUUGGGACCAGGAACAAGGUUUCCGGUGCGUUCCACACAAAUAUCCCACCACCCAAUCACAACUCAAAGAAAAAUCGUUACUUGAUCAAUUUUCUUGAACUCAUAGCCAUCAGCCAUGGCUUCUCUGCUUCAGCUGGCAACUCUACCACUCCCUCACCAUCAAUCAGUUUCCCCAUCUUCAUCAUCAAAUCUUCCUUCGACCUCUGCUUCUGGCACGACUGGCUUUUCAAGAUUUCAGAAUUUUUACCCUUCUUCAGCUUUUCACCGCGGAAGAAACUGUAAUCUCAAGAAAGGUCUUAUCUGCCGAUCAUCUUCUAGUGAAGUCACAUUUAUUGAGCCACCUGAGAGUAAAGCGUCGAAAGAUGAGCUCAUUGGGUCUCUUAAGUUCAAGUUGUUGAGUGCUGUCUCUGGAUUAAAUAGAGGUCUUGCUGCAACUGAAGAUGAUCUGCGGAAGGCUGAGGCUGCAGCAAAGGAGCUUGAGUCUGCUGGAGGUCUGGUAGAUCUGUCGGGUGACCUUGAUAAACUACAAGGCAGGUGGAAAUUGAUCUACAGCAGUGCAUUUUCAUCUAAGACCCUAGGAGGUAGCCGUCCUGGGCCACCGACCGGGAGACUUCUUCCUAUAACUCUUGGCCAGGUAUUUCAAAGAAUUGAUGUCUUCAGCAAAGACUUUGACAACAUAGUUGAGCUGGAAUUAGGCGCUCCAUGGCCUUUGCCGCCUGUUGAAGUUACUGCCACUUUAGCUCACAAAUUUGAACUCAUAGGAAGUUGCAAGAUAAAGAUAACAUUCGAGAAAACAACCGUGAAGACUACAGGAAACUUGUCGCAACUGCCACCCCUGGAUCUUCCCCGUUUACCAGAUUCGUUUAGGCCGCCAUCCGACACACGAAGUGGUGAAUUUGAAGUUACAUAUCUAGACUCGGACACACGUGUCACUCGAGGAGACAGGGAAGAGCUGAGGGUUUUUGUUAUUGCAUAGACUUGGUCCUAAGCAAUUUUAGUACUAUGCUUUUGCAAUGACAAUUUUCAUUUCAAAUUAUUGUAUGUGCAUUUGUUGUAUAGAGAUGUGGAAAUGAAUACCUACGAAUUGUACUAAGGUCGCUCAAAGCUGCUUGUAAAGUGCGGAUCCCAUUACUUUCUGCUGCAUUCUGUUUGAAAUGAUAGUCGAAGAAAUAUAUCAUA